This is a messenger RNA of Acanthosepion pharaonis, 735 nucleotides long. NCBI's taxonomy places the organism in Eukaryota, Metazoa, Mollusca, Cephalopoda, Sepiida, Sepiidae. The record is from the annotation of a GenBank genome assembly.
AUGUCUUUGUUUCAUUGGGACAACUGUUGCAAACAGAAAUGCACAGAAAGGUCGGACUAUUCAUUAAUAUAUAAGAGGAAAGAGCCAAUUCAUUUGUUCAUUCUAUCUAUCUCAAUGUUUUCUCAAGUUUUUCUUCUCUUUCUUCUAAAAUCAUCUCAUCUAAGUUCUAUAUUAUUCUAUUUCUUUCUUUCUUUAUCAAUGUUUUCUCCAUCUUCUCUUUCUCCUCAAAUGAUCUCACCAUCGUUUUCUUUUAUUCUCUUCCUUCACCAACAGAUUUCUUCGUCUUCUCUUCCUAAUAAAAUUAUAUCAUCUUUGUUCUAUUUUACUCUUUUUUUUUCUCUCUCUCUUAUUCUUCAUCAACGUUUGCUCAACUUUUUCUUCUCAUCGAUCUUAAGCAAUCUAUACGCUGAUGCCCGCCACUAUGCAAGGAUCCAACACCAAACACCCACCGAAGACCAUCCCGACACCCAGCAGGCACAACCGCAAACUUUCGUUGCUGAAGAAGAUCGAGUCCCCUCCCCUCGCGGCAGAACGAGACGAAAGGCCCAGCCCACCUUAAACAAAUACACUGGCGGGCGCGAAAGUGAUGACACACCUCAUCCCAAAACUAGGAGGCAUUCACCGUCCGCAGAGAAGCUGGCCGGUCCCGAGAAAGACCUUCCAAGAAUCAUGGACAACUUGCAGAUCAUGAAACACCAAAUGUGGUCUCCAAAAAGAGUCAACGGUGAAACUUGA